AUGUGGACGGGACAUGGCUCGAGCCCGACAUCGAUUGCUGCUGGACAAGUUGUGGUGAUGUCGUUUCUGGCAGAAGUGACACGGGCGGUGGAUCAACAAGCUGAGCUGCUGCAACUGCUGCAUGAGCUCGAGGCUGCGGACAGGGCGAAUCGGCUGCUGACCGAUGAUCUGGAGCUGGCCAAGGCGACGACAAAGACGGCUGUAGCGAGCUCGACAAAGGUAGGCCACUCGCUGACGGCGCUGCGAUCGCUGCAUGAGAAGAGCAUGGCCAAGGCAAGGGGCGAGAUUGCCGAGCUGAGCGAGAAGCUGGCGGCAGCAGAGAGCGUGCUGCACGACUAUGAGGAAAAGACAGCGACGGCGGUGGCGCGGGCAGACGCCGCGAGUGCCCGCGCCGAUGCUGCCGAGGCUCGCGCGGCCGAGGAGGCCAAGCGAGCGCGGACGCUGGCGCGCAAGCUGGAGGACGACGCAGCGGCUCGGCGGGUCGAGGCGCGCAGGGACGCCGCAGCCGAGUUUGAGCUCCUCAAGGAAGAGCUGCUUAUCGAGCUUGGGCUGGCGACCCGCAAGAAGGAGGCAGAGAUCGACCAGGUGCGGACCAAGCUUCAUGCCAGGCUCCGCCGGCGCGAGCAAGAGAAGAGUGUGUCGGGUGAGCUCGACUACGGCAACAAGAAGCUGCAGCAGCGGGUGAAGGAGCUGAAGACUCGACUGGCUGCAGCAGUGUCAGCUCGAAACGAGCUCCAGACAACCAAGGUACAGCUGCAGGCACAGCUUGCGGAGCUCCAGGCCAAGUACAACGCUAACGUCUCCAAGUGGAAGUCGCGGUACGCCUCGGUCGCCCGGUCGGCCAAGGAAUUGCACUCGUCCUCGACGCUGCGCGGGGAGCAGGCACAAAUGCUCUCGUCGCAGCUGGCAGCAGUCAAAGUUGAGCUGAAGGCGGCGCACAAGGACCGCAUCGUCCUCGAGUCACAGCUCUCGCAGGCCAUGGCGGACAAGACGGUGGCGAUGGCCAAGGCGGAGGAGCUCGCUGCCGAGGCCGCGCGGGCACAGUCGACGGCGCGGACGACGACCGAGACCGCAUCGCGGCUGGAGGUCAAGCUCAAGCAAGUGUCCAACAUGCGCAAGUCUGUGGCGAUGUCCGCUAUGGAGGACAAAGUCAAGCUCCAGGCCCAGGUCGACAACCUCAAGGUGAGCCUCGACGACACGUCAGCGCAGCUCGCUGAGGCCAAAGCUGCGCUCGCCGCCAAGGAUGCGGCGCUCAAGCAGGCGCAGACGUCCAAGGAGACAACGUCGUCGAUCAAGGACGCGCUGGCGGACGACCUCGCCAAGGCGCGGGAAGAGCUCGUCGAGGCACAAGCCCAGGUGGCGGCGCUCUCAUCGGCCAAGUACUCGCUCGAGACGCAGCUCAACGAGGCCGUCUCGCGGCUUGAGACCGAACUCUCGGUGGCAGAACAUAACGCCGAGACAGCGGCGAUGGCCACGGCCGAGCUCCGCGAGCGGCUGCGGGCGGUCGAGGCCGAAGCUGAGGCUGCUCGCGCCGCGCAGCGCGAGGCCGAGGACGCGUUGACCGAGGCGCACUCGUCGGCGCGGGUGACCGGUGACACGCUCACCGAGGUCAAGGCCGACCUCGAGGACCAGUUGAGCGGAACACGGCUGGCCCUGGCGACGGCCAACGACGAGGUGGCGCGGCUGGAGCGCGAGGUGGCGCAGCUGCGGCUCGACACCGCCGCCGCCGACGCCGACGCGCGCAAACAGGUCACCGACCUCGCGCUGCAGCUGAAGGAUACCAGGCUCAAGAGUCAGCACAGGGUCUCUGUGCUGGAACAGGACCUCGCCAAGGCCAAGGCUGAGCUCUCAAUGGCGAUGGACAACUCCAACUCGAAGCUCGAGCUCGAAAAGGCGGCGCGGACCAAGCUCGAGGCCCAGUACCGGGCACUGAAGAAAGAGCGGGCGUCACUGGUCCACGAACUCGACGAGCAGGCGAGCUCGGUCAUCCAGAGCCAGGCCAAGGUCGAGGCGCUCACUGAGGCUCUGAGCGGGAAAAAGGCAGCGCUGGUCAGCGUCAAGCGCGAGCUGCGCGAGGCACGGGCCGAGGCAGCCGCUGCCAGCCGCGCAGCCGAGCGUGCCGACGAGCGAGCAGCUAAGCUCACCAGGCAGAUUGAGGAGCUCAACGAGCGACUGGCCGAAAUGCAGGCGUCGCGGCGCGAUCUGAUGGCGUCUGCAGCGAGCCUGCCGGCGAGCGGGCUCUCUGCCGCGUCGCUCGCGUCCGAGGCCACCGGAAUUGGAAGUACGGGCGACGGGAGCGACGGAGCGCGGGUGGCGCAGCUCGAGUCGGCGCUGGCAGCAGCCGAGGAGCAAGCGGCGUCGGCGCGCGAGCGGGCACGGAUGCUGGAAAGCCAGAACAUGGAGCUCUCUCAUGCCAACCUGGAGCUGUCGGAGGAAGCCGACGCGGCGAGCGGGCGGGUGACCGAGCUGGUAGCGGCCAAGGCGCAGCUUGCGGCACAGCUGCAGUCGGCACAGGGCCGGAUCCGGGCGCUGUCGGACGCCGGCGACGGCGACGGCGACGAGGCGACCGAGGCUGCGGAGCGGGGGCAGGUGGUUGCGCUCUCGGCGCGGAUCUCGCAGCUCGAGCUCAACCUCAACGCGGCGUCGUCGGCCAAGGCGCGGGCCGAGUCCAAGGCCAACGAGCUGGUGCGGGCGAACCUCGAGGCGUCACUGGCCAUCAAGACCGCCGAGGCUGCGCGAGCGGCAGCAGAGAACGCGGCGGCGUCGGCGCAAAAGGCACGGGCACAACUGCGGCAGGAGCUCGAGGUGGCGCAUGCGGCGCGGGCGUCGACCCAGGCGUCGCUCGAGGAGGCGCGGGCCGAUGCCGACAGUGCACGGUCGGAGGCGGCCGAGGCAGUCGCCGAGCGCGACGGUGUGCGGCGGGCGCUGGCCAAGGCCGAGGCGGAGCUCGAGACGCUGCGCCGUCGGAGCGCCGACGCGCGCGAGCAGGCUGACGCGCUGCAGGCGACACUCGCGCAGGCCGGCUCAGAGCAGGUCCAGGAGCUCGGGGCACAGCUGGCGGCAGCGACGGCGCAGGCGUCCGAGGAGGCGCAGCGGGCGGCCGAGGCACAGGCUAAGGCCGCUGGCCUCGAGGCCGACCUCGCGACGCAGCUCGCCGAGCUCGAGCGAGUCCGCAAGCUCGCCGACGAGUGGAAGGUCUCGGCCAAGGAGGCGCAGACAGCGCUCCGCAUCGAGUCACUCAAGCGGCAGGAGAUGGAGGACCAGACAGCACGACUGAAGCGGUCGGUCGAGUCGCUGCAGUCGUCGAUGGCCGAAAAGGUGGACGAGGAGCGCGACAGGCUCAACGCCGUGCUCAAGGACCGGCUCCGCAUUCUCGAGGAGCGCAAGGCCCGCGAGGUUUCCGGCAAGGUCGAGCGCGAGCAGGUCUCGGGCCUUGGUAAGGUCACCGCAUGGAAGCAGGAUGAGGCCUCCCGGGUGAAGAUGGAGGCCGUCCUUGCCCGACGUGCCCGCCAGGCGCAGCUCGAUGCCGCUGAGGCUGAAGACAACGCCCGCCGGGCCGGAGGCGAGGAAUGAAGCAUGGGGGGUGGGGGGUGGAGUUGUUGAACAAAAAAUUGUUGCAUGUG
Messenger RNA from Thecamonas trahens ATCC 50062, 3623 nucleotides. RefSeq lists its product as uncharacterized. Lineage: Eukaryota; Apusomonadida; Apusomonadidae. Bases 1 to 3573 code for a protein of 1190 amino acids. The record is from RefSeq and is a predicted model, not a curated record. The transcript has 2 exons.